Messenger RNA from Cladophialophora immunda, 2091 nucleotides. RefSeq lists its product as uncharacterized. Gene Ontology annotation, molecular function: protein binding. The coding region runs from base 112 to 1377 and encodes 421 amino acids. Gene Ontology annotation, cellular component: mitochondrial matrix. NCBI's taxonomy places the organism in Eukaryota, Fungi, Ascomycota, Eurotiomycetes, Chaetothyriales, Herpotrichiellaceae. The transcript has a single exon. The record is from RefSeq and is a predicted model, not a curated record.
AUACAACCCGCCGCUGAAUUCACCUCAAAGCUGCUAGUGAUCCUUGUCGUCGUGUGCGAACCGUGCUCGACACCACAAGCAGAACGUGAAUACGGAGUACAACCUUGCAACAUGCCUCCAAGACUCAAAUCUAGUCCUUUUCGACCCUUCGUUUGCCCGGAAUGCCAGAUCCGGAGCCUCUAUCUCGAUCAACUUCUGGUCCGCCGCAGCUUCAGCACAUCCCCGCGGCUCUAUGCUGCAUCAUCUCCCCCAAGCAAGUACCUCCAUCUCGAGAACCGUAGCAUCAUCCGCCUCGCCGGCCCGGACGCAGCGCUUUUCCUCCAUAACCUCAUUCCUGCCAAGAUCCUUGACAUCGGAGGAAGCACGAACCCGAUCUACACGGCGUUCCUCUCGGCACAGGGGAGGAUAUUGAACGAUGUCUUCGUCUACCCACCGCCCCCCACCAGCGAUAACCCGGGGGAAGAAUGGUUCAUCGAGGUUGAUUCAGAAAGCGCGGGGGAGUUGUUGAAGCACUUGAAGAAACACAAGCUACGGGCAAAGUUCACGCUGGAAAAGGUGGAUGGACAGAGAAUGAGGGUUUAUUAUACUUGGCCGCCACCUUCUAGCGAUACUCAGUAUUCGGAGGGUUCGAGCAGUGUGUGGGGUCGAGGAGGGCAAGAUCCCAGGUUUGGGAUGGGCGUCCGCUGGCUGCUCGACGAAGCAUCCCCGAAACCAGGUGCAAUACAGCGGCUGGAAGACAGCGGCAGUCAACGAGCGACGAUGGAAGAAUACACGGUCCACCGAAUGCUCAACGGGGUGGCCGAGGGCCAGUCCGAGAUCAUCUCCGGCCACGCGCUGCCGCAAGAAAGCAACAUCGAUUUCUUUGGCGGGAUCGACUUCUUCAAGGGCUGUUACUUGGGCCAGGAACUGACGAUCCGGACGCACCACACCGGCGUGGUCAGGAAGAGGAUACUACCGUGCCAACUGUACGACCCUGACGCCGAGCCGUUGCCGGCGGAUCAGGAGCUUCCCGAGUACAAAGCCGGUGUGCAAUUGGCCCCGCCGCCGCCAGGUUCAAACAUCUGCAAGUUGAGAGCAAAAGGGCGAGGGCGGAGUAGUGGAAAGUGGCUCGCCGGAGUGGGCAACAUUGGGCUCGCGCUGUGCCGCUUGGAGAUGAUGACAGAUAUCCAGUUGACUGCGGAUAGGACGAAUUAUGACCCGACUGAGCAGUAUAGGGUACAGUGGGAACCAGCGGAAGGCGGACAACAGCAGGGAGUCAUGCUCAAGCCGUUUGUGCCCAGGUGGCUGAGGGACGGUGUCGAGCAGAGCUUACGGAGGAAGGAGAAGAAGGUCAAACCGAAACGGGAAGAGGAGGAAGAUGAAGAGGAACUUGAUUAAAGGAAAGGCUUUCGAGAAGUCCCUUUGGAACGUCACAAACAAGGGAUCUCGUCCUCUAUGGUCGCUAAACGCUUCUACACGCAAACCUAGAGGCAUCAAUCACUAGCAUCCACGCCUUCUGUUUCCUUGAGGUACUGGCCUUCGCAGCCUAGCAAAGGCGUCUGGUAGCGGAUGGUCUCAUCAUGUGCAAAGCGUCAUUCUCCAGGAUACUCAUCGGCGGGAUGGUCCGGACUUGGUUGGUCCUUUGCGGUGUCUGGAAUGGACAAUCAUGGAUUCCGACUUGCUUCUAGCAAACCGAGGGGCACAGGUCAGUCAGUGUCAAGCACAGGCACUUUCAAGCACUGGUGGAAUCCCCGUGCGAACCCUUCUUGUUGUGAGUUCCAUUGGUCGAGGAAACAACAUCCUUGGGGGGACAUUCUGCUGUCAUAUUCAGCGCUUGACGACUGACAGCAACUCACUGACGAAAGUUUGCCUUGGUCCAUUCCAGGGCGGGUGCUCAAUAUUCUCCGUUUCGGGCGGAAACGCAAACACCAUAGCAGGAUGCUGUUGUCGGAAAUUGUAGAAGUCAUGAGCCUUCCUCCACUCUCAACCGCCAUCAGUUUCCCUUGUUGCGGCCCACUCAACGCUUUCGAUACCCUCCCAAGGACCCUGUGCCACGACCUUCUUAGCUAUAGCCAUAGAUUUGAACACGAUGACGGCAGUGCCCAGUAAGAC